Messenger RNA from Manihot esculenta (cassava), 2739 nucleotides. Its product is annotated as oligopeptide transporter 1. Lineage: Eukaryota; Viridiplantae; Streptophyta; Magnoliopsida; Malpighiales; Euphorbiaceae. Gene Ontology annotation, molecular function: oligopeptide transmembrane transporter activity. Gene Ontology annotation, biological process: transmembrane transport. Bases 266 to 2548 code for a protein of 760 amino acids. The transcript is spliced from 7 exons. The record is from RefSeq and is a predicted model, not a curated record.
CUUCACUGGGACUUAAGAUAUCAGUUCUUGGACGUUAAACAAUCACAUCCGUUCAGCUACUUAAAUUUUACACGAAAUCUUCAAAUUUGAAGAAGAAAGGAAAAUUUACGAUUUUAACUAAUAUUUGAAAAGAAAAAAAAGUAUCAGUAGUAUUCUAUCACGAUUCAAACUCUUACUAGUAUUCCUGAAAGCAUUACAACUCUAAGACUAUAAUGUUGCAUAUGUAUUAAGUGGUUACAGUUGAGGACGAUCAAGGGAAACACAGAUGAAAAGCUCCAUGGGAGAAGAAGAAGAAGAUGCAGUCCGUCGGUCCAGAUUUCCUGAAAAGAAUAAUUCCUGUAUUGAAAUAACAGGAGAUAAUGAGGAAGUGAAUGAUAAUCCUAUAGAGCAAGUAAGGCUGACGGUUCCCAUCACAGAUGAUCCUUCACAACCAGCGUUAACUUUUCGAACAUGGGUUCUUGGGCUAGCGUCAUGUGUGCUGCUUGCUUUUGUGAACCAAUUCUUUGGAUUCCGUACGAAUCAGCUAGGUGUUGGUUCAGUUUCUGCUCAGAUUGUGACUCUCCCACUAGGAAAGUUCAUGGCUGCAGUACUUCCCGAAAAACAAAUCAAAAUUCCAUGUACAAAAUGGUCAUUUUCCUUGAAUCCAGGACCCUUCAAUUUGAAAGAACAUGUCUUGAUAACCAUUUUUGCAAGCACUGGGGCGUCAGGUGUUUAUGCAGUAAGCAUUAUUACUGCUGUCAAGGCCUUUUAUAGGAGGCCUCUCCAUCCACUUGCUGCUAUGUUGCUAGUACAAACAACUCAGUUGCUUGGUUAUGGAUGGGCUGGUCUCUUCAGAAAAUUUCUAGUGGAUUCACCGUACAUGUGGUGGCCCUCAAACCUUGUCCAAGUCUCUCUAUUCAGGGCAUUGCAUGAAAAAGAAAAGAGACCUAAGGGAGGACUCACUAGGCUGCAAUUUUUUCUCAUUGUUUGCGCAUCGAGCUUUUCUUAUUAUGUCCUUCCAGGCUACCUGAUGCCUUCCUUGUCUGCAAUCUCCUUUGUUUGUUGGAUAUGGAAGGACUCGGUCACAGCUCAACAGAUUGGUUCAGGGUUAAAUGGCCUUGGUAUUGGCUCUUUUGGCCUUGACUGGUCGACUGUUUCUAGCUUUUUGGGUUCACCUCUUGCUAUGCCUUUCUUUGCUAUUGCAAAUACUUUGGCAGGCUUUUUCAUGGUUAUGUAUAUUAUAGUGCCCAUUUUUUAUUGGACUAACACAUACGAUGCUAAGAAAUUCCCCAUAUAUUCAUCGCACACUUUUGACAGUUACGGCCAUACUUACAACAUAAGCCGAAUUCUCAACCACCAAACUUUUGACAUUGACAUGGAUGCUUAUACCAAUUACAGCAAGCUCCAUCUCAGUAUUUUAUUUGCCUUUGCAUAUGGACUUAGUUUUGCAGCUCUCAUGGCUACCAUUUCACACAUAAUCCUCUUUGAGGGAAAGAAUAUUUGGGAAAUGUGGAAGAAGACUACCAGUGCAGUGAAAGAUAAAUAUACUGAUGUGCAUUCUAGAUUAAUGAAGAAGAACUAUGAAGCAGUACCUCAGUGGUGGUUUAUUGCAAUCUUGGUUGGAACUGUAGCUUUAUCCCUUCUUGCAGUAGAAGGUUUUAACAGACAAUUACAACUUCCAUGGUGGGGGCUUCUCCUUGCUUGUGCCGUUGCACUUGUUUUCACCCUGCCCAUUGGGAUUGUUCAGGCCACAACAAACAUGCAAAUGGGGUUAAAUGUGAUCACAGAGUUUAUUAUUGGAUAUAUCUACCCCGGGAAGCCUCUUGCUAAUGUGGCAUUCAAGACAUACGGCUACAUCAGCAUGGCUCAAGCCCUCUAUUUUGUGCAAGACUUCAAGUUAGGCCACUACAUGAAAGUCCCUCCCAAAUCCAUGUUUAUCGUUCAGUUUGUUGGAACGAUAGUGGCUUCGAGUGUCUGCUUUGGCACAGCAUGGUGGCUUCUGUCAACUGUUGAGAACAUAUGUAUCCCAGAAUUGCUACCAGAAGGAAGUCCAUGGACAUGCCCUGGGGAUGAUGUUUUCUACAACGCUUCAAUCAUAUGGGGAGUCAUAGGCCCUCUCAGGAUGUUUGGGAAGUUAGGUUUGUAUGCAAAAAUGUGCUGGUUCUUCCUAGUUGGUCUACUCGCCCCAGUUCCAAUAUGGUUACUGUCACUCAAAUAUCCUGAGAAGAAAUGGAUCAGGCUCAUCCACAUGCCAAUUUUCUUGUCUGCCACAGCAAUGAUGCCACCAGCUAGAGCUGUGCACUACUUGUCUUGGGGAGUUGUUGGAAUCUUUUUCAAUUUCUAUAUUUAUAGAAGGUACAAGGCAUGGUGGGCUAGGCAUAAUUACAUCCUAUCAGCUGCUCUGGAUGCUGGGGUUGCUUUCAUGGGAAUAAUAGUCUUCUUCAGCCUUCAGUCGCAGAAUAUCUACGGUCCUGACUGGUGGGGUCUGGAUAGCACUGAUCAUUGUCCAUUGGCAAAAUGUCCCACUGCACCAGGGGUAGUUGUGAAAGGAUGUCCUGCUGUUAAUUGAGGUGUGCUUGAAAGUACAAACGAUUGUGAAAUUCACAGAAGAUUUCAGAAAGGUGCAUAUGAUCAUGGGAAUUAUAAAAUAUUAGAUCAGUUGUCGCAUAUAAAUGAUCUUUUUUUUUUUCUCUCUUUUUGCCGCUUUGGAUUUUGGCUUCCAGAUUCGUAGUUGGUUUUAUUUUAUCUUUGAUUAUAUUU